AUGCGGUCGUCCAGACUGUGUUCAGUGCGAAACGCAGCCAGAUUUAUUGCAUCAUCAUCUUCAACGAGUUAUUUCAAUGGAUAUAUACCAUUUGAAAAAUUUACCAAAUCAGUCACAUUUGAUGGUGAUUGCGGAAUACCUCAGGCGGAAUAUUCGAAUGCAGUAGUCGAAUCUGAAUACGGUAAUGGAGAGACGAUAACAGAAAGUGAAGAGGACAAAGGAACUGCUGAAGAGAAAAAGAACGAUAAUGAUAAGGAGAUCUUAAAGCUUGAGAGGAUUGAACGUGAAAAUGCUUUGAGUGAGGAAGAGAGAACUGAACGACGGGAUCAGUCGAACGAAAUUAAAAAUCAGGGUAAUCAACGGUUCGGUGAGGGCAGUUGGGAAGAAGCAGCUGCUCUUUAUACGAAAGCGCUCGAUCAUUGUCCGUUCGUUUACAGUUCUGAGAGAUCGAUAUAUUUAAGCAACCGAGCGGCGUGUUAUAUGAAGUUAGCUAAAUGGGAUGUAGCUAUUGAAGAUUGCACGGAAGCCAUUGAAUUAGGUGCCAAGAAUGACAAGCCGUUGGAAAGACGUGCUUACUGCUACGCUCAGACAGAGCAAGGUUAUGAGAAUGCCAUAAAAGAUUACGAGCAGCUGAUGAAAAAUAGUUCAAAGAAAGCAGUUUACGCCCAAAAAAUACUUGACCUACAACACGCCAUUAAUGAACGCAACGAACGUGUUAAAGAGGACGUGCUAGCGAAGCUGAAAGAUUUGGGUAACAUGUGCCUAAGGCCGUUUGGUUUAACAACGGAUAAUUUCAAAUUAGAAGAAAAACCCGAUGGUGGCUACUCGCUUUCGAUGAAGAAGUAA
Anisakis simplex (herring worm) is the source of this 846-nucleotide messenger RNA. Lineage: Eukaryota; Metazoa; Nematoda; Chromadorea; Rhabditida; Anisakidae. The record is from the annotation of a GenBank genome assembly.